Molecule: messenger RNA, 240 nt
Organism: Ceraceosorus bombacis
Lineage: Eukaryota; Fungi; Basidiomycota; Exobasidiomycetes; Ceraceosorales; Ceraceosoraceae
Source: the annotation of a GenBank genome assembly
AUGACGUCGGCGAUGGCUUUCUCCCUGGCACAAAGAGAAAGAGAAAGACAGAGAGACAAGCCGAGCCGAGCUGAGCUAAAUCUGGCUAGCGACCGGUCUGCCUGCCUGCUUUGCCCGAACUUAGCCCAAAAGCUCGAAGAGUACGCAUCAAGCUUUUCAAUGAAUAAAUCAAUGACAUUAACUGCACUUCGAUCCAGCACUCUUACACCUCGUUUGCCCUCCACGCAAGAUCCACUUUAG